AUGCUGCCCGCCUUGGCACUGGUCCUGCUGGCCGCCUGGACGGCUCGGGCGCUGGAGGUGCCCACUGACGGCAAUGCCGGCCUGCUUGCAGAACCCCAGGUGGCCAUGUUCUGUGGCAAGCUGAAUAUGCACAUGAACGUGCAGAAUGGGAAGUGGGAGUCGGACCCAUCGGGGACCAAAACCUGCACUGGCACCAAGGAGGGCAUCCUGCAGUACUGCCAGGAAGUCUACCCUGAACUGCAGAUCACCAACGUGGUGGAAGCCAACCAACCAGUGACCAUCCAGAACUGGUGCAAGAGGGGCCGGAAACAGUGCAAGACCCACGCACACAUGGUCAUUCCCUACCGCUGCCUGGUUGGUGAGUUUGUGAGCGAUGCCCUCCUCGUUCCCGACAAGUGCAAAUUCUUACACCAGGAGAGAAUGGAUGUUUGUGAAACCCACCUUCACUGGCAUACCGUGGCCAAAGAGACCUGUAGUGAGAAGAGUACCAACUUGCAUGACUAUGGCAUGUUGCUGCCCUGUGGAAUUGACAAGUUCAGAGGGGUGGAAUUCGUAUGUUGCCCACUGGCCGAGGAAAGUGACAAUGUUGACUCAGCAGAUGCAGAGGAGGAUGACUCAGACGUCUGGUGGGGUGGAGCAGACACAGACUAUGCAGAUGGGAGUGAAGACAAAGUCGUAGAAGUGGCGGAGGAGGAAGAAGUGGCGGAUGUGGAGGAAGAAGAAGCCGACGAGGAGGAGGAUGAUGAGGAUGGAGAGGAAGUGGAGGAAGAGGCUGAGGAGCCCUACGAGGAGGCCACGGAGCGGACCACCAGCAUUGCCACCACCACCACCACCACGGAGUCUGUGGAGGAGGUGGUCCGAGAGGUGUGCUCUGAACAAGCCGAGACGGGGCCAUGCCGAGCAAUGAUCUCCCGCUGGUACUUUGAUGUGACUGAAGGGAAGUGCGCCCCCUUCUUUUACGGCGGAUGUGGCGGCAACCGAAACAACUUUGACACGGAGGAGUACUGCAUGGCCGUGUGUGGCAGCGUCAUUCCUACAACAGCAGCGAGCACCCCUGAUGCCGUUGACAAGUAUCUCGAGACGCCUGGAGAUGAGAACGAACACGCCCAUUUCCAGAAAGCCAAGGAGAGGCUGGAGGCCAAGCACCGCGAGAGGAUGUCUCAGGUCAUGAGAGAGUGGGAAGAGGCAGAACGUCAAGCAAAGAACUUGCCUAAAGCUGAUAAGAAAGCAGUGAUCCAGCAUUUCCAGGAGCAGGUGGAGUCUCUGGAGCAGGAAGCGGCCAACGAGAGGCAGCAGCUGGUGGAGACGCACAUGGCCAGGGUGGAGGCCAUGCUCAACGACCGCCGCCGCCUGGCUCUGGAGAACUACAUCACCGCCCUGCAGGCUGUGCCCCCGCGGCCUCGUCACGUAUUCAACAUGCUAAAGAAGUAUGUCCGUGCUGAACAGAAAGACAGACAGCACACCCUAAAGCAUUUUGAACACGUUCGCAUGGUGGAUCCAAAGAAAGCUGCUCAGAUCCGAUCCCAGGUUAUGACACACCUCCGAGUAAUUUAUGAACGCAUGAACCAAUCUCUGUCCCUGCUCUACAAUGUUCCUGCCGUGGCUGAGGAAAUUCAGGAUGAAGUUGAUGAGCUGCUGCAGAAAGAACAGAACUACUCGGACGAUGUCCUGGCCAACAUAAUCAGUGAACCGAGGAUCAGCUAUGGCAAUGAUGCUCUCAUGCCAUCUUUGACGGAAACCAAAACCACCGUGGAGCUUCUUCCCGUGAAUGGCGAGUUCAGCCUGGACGACCUCCAGCCCUGGCAUCCUUUUGGGGUCGACUCUGUGCCCGCCAACACGGAAAACGAAGUCGAGCCUGUUGACGCCCGCCCUGCUGCCGACCGAGGACUGACCACUCGACCAGGUUCGGGAUUAACAAACAUCAAGACGGAAGAGAUCUCUGAAGUGAAGAUGGACGCAGAAUUCCGACAUGAUUCAGGAUAUGAAGUUCAUCAUCAAAAAUUGGUGUUCUUUGCAGAAGAUGUGGGUUCCAACAAAGGUGCAAUCAUUGGACUCAUGGUGGGCGGUGUUGUCAUAGCAACAGUGAUCGUCAUCACCUUGGUGAUGCUGAAGAAGAAACAGUACACAUCCAUCCAUCAUGGAGUGGUGGAGGUUGACGCCGCUGUGACCCCAGAGGAGCGCCACCUCUCUAAGAUGCAACAGAACGGCUACGAAAACCCAACUUACAAGUUCUUUGAGCAGAUGCAGAACUAG
Messenger RNA from Rangifer tarandus platyrhynchus (Svalbard reindeer), 2253 nucleotides. The record is from the annotation of a GenBank genome assembly. NCBI's taxonomy places the organism in Eukaryota, Metazoa, Chordata, Mammalia, Artiodactyla, Cervidae.